This is a messenger RNA of Camelina sativa (false flax), 871 nucleotides long. RefSeq lists its product as uncharacterized. Gene Ontology annotation, cellular component: ribosome. Gene Ontology annotation, biological process: translation. The record is from RefSeq and is a predicted model, not a curated record. Gene Ontology annotation, molecular function: 5S rRNA binding; structural constituent of ribosome. Lineage: Eukaryota; Viridiplantae; Streptophyta; Magnoliopsida; Brassicales; Brassicaceae.
CUUUACCUUUUCUCACUCUUCUCCAACCGCUUUCUCCCACUCUCAAGCUCGACGACGAUGUCUUGCGUGGUCUCCUCAACUUGCUCACUCCUCCCCUGCGACUCGAAUCUGACUCGGUCAAGUCGUUCUAGUAAACUGGGCUCUUCAGUUUCGUGGCAGUCUUCUUUUCCCAAACUCUCUAUCGGAAUCGGCUCUGUUAUCUCAUCUCCCAUUGUCAAAAAGGACUCGUUUGUGCAAGCUGCUUGGACUCGAAGAUCACGUGGUGAAGCGGCGAAAAGACCCAACAAGAAGUCAUGGAAGCAGAGAACAGACAUGUACAUGAGGCCUUUCCUGCUCAAUGUGUUCUUCUCCAGGAAGUUCAUACACGCCAAAGUGAUGCAUAGGCCAACAAGCAAAGUCAUUUCGGUUGCUACCACAAAUGCUAGAGAUAUAAGGACUAAUAUACCGUCUCUUGUGGACAACGAAGCCUGCAGACUCAUCGGUAAGCUCAUAGCUGAGCGUUCAAUGGAAGCUGACGUCUACGCAGUUUCUUAUGAGCCAAGAAAGGGAGAAAGAAUCGAAGGAAAGCUAGGGAUUGUGAUCGAUACGAUUAAGGAACAUGGCAUUAUUUUUGUUCCUUGAUAAUCUCUUUUAAUAGAUGAUGAUGACUUAGUAGCAGGUCUGUGUUUUGUUUUUGAUGCAUAUGCAGCAAAGACGAGAAACCUGAUCUCUUUGGUAGUGAAUGGUUCAAGAACACAGGUUUGAUCACUAGAGGAAGAAUAUGAAAAAGAGGAAAAUAAGUUAGUAUGGUUUAUAUAAUUACAUUUAUCUGUACACUUGUUUCUUCUUGUCACAAGACAUGUAUCUAAUCAAAAUCUCUUCAAAAACACUU